UGAAGAAGUUGUCGAAGUAACGGUUGUUUUUUAUUUCUUUUAGGAUUAAUUAAGUUUCAUGUUACUGCUUUGUUUAUUGACAGGGGUUCAACGAAGGUGUUUUUGAACUUCAAGUGCCUUCAAUGUUAAUUUUUUUUUACGUUACAAGGGAGGAAUGAUGAACCAGAUACAGACCGGAUAUUAUGUAGCAGUUGCAGUAUUGGCAUCUGUGUGCUAUUUGAACUCGUUAGGUUGUGGGUUUGUUUUCGACGACGUGUCAGCAGUUAAAGACAAUCGGGACCUGAGACCCGAGACGCCUUUUGUCAACCUUUUUUGGAAUGACUUUUGGGGAACGCCUAUUCAUAAGGAGCAUAGCCAUAAGUCUUACAGACCCUUGUGUGUCCUAACAUUCCGGUUGAACUAUCUUAUAAGUGAGCUUGAGCCCUUUAGUUAUCAUUUGAUAAACAUCAUCCUUCAUGUCAUUGUUUGUCUUCUCUUCCUUGGGAUAACUCGUCGCUUCCUACCAGAGGGUGCUAGUUUUAUUGCAGCCAUCCUUUUUGCCAUCCAUCCUAUCCACACUGAAGCAGUGACAGGAGUAGUUGGGAGGGCAGAGAUCUUGUCUUCAGUGUUUUUCCUUCUUGCCUUUUCAUCCUACACUAAGGCAGCAGUGAGAGCUCAUCAAACAGAGUGGUCUCCAUUCCUUCACUGUAUACUUUUUGUGACAGCAGCAACACUGUGUAAGGAACAAGGAAUCACAGUUGUGGGAGUUUGUGGUAUAUAUGAAAUGUUUGUUGUUCAGAAGCUUAGACUUCAAGACCUUCUUUAUGUUAGAAAAAAUAUUGUUGCCUCAAAGGCUCAACCUCCACCAUGGUUUCGUGAAAUGGUGCUACGACUGGCAGUUUUAGUUCUUGGUGCACUUGGUCUGUUAUUUGGAAGAUUUCAAGUAAUGGGUGCCCAGCUACCAGUAUUUACCAGGUUUGACAACCCAGCAGCUGUAGCCACCACUCCUGCUCGGCAGUUAACCUAUAACUACCUUCUCUCUGUCAAUGCAUGGUUGCUUCUCUUUCCUUCCAGUUUGUGCUGUGAUUGGACCAUGGGAACAAUACCAUUAGUGGAGUCAUUCAUAGAUUUCCGUAACUUAGCUACAUUAGGUCUUUAUUUCUCUCUUAUACUGCUAGUGUGGAGUGUCUUUUCAUCAGAUGAUGGACAUGCUGAAGUUGUUAUCAUGGGUCUGGCCCUGCUGGUUUUACCAUUUCUUCCGGCUUCCAACUUAUUUUUUCCUGUAGGCUUUGUUGUGGCAGAACGAAUACUAUAUACACCAAGUAUGGGCCUAUGUCUGCUGGUUGCUUAUGGCUGGCAUAUUUUAAUAGAGAGAAUAAAGUGGAAACCCAUGCUCUGGAUCUUGUUGACUGUGCUUGUUUUAUCACAUAGUUUAAAAACUAUUGUUCGAAACUUUGACUGGAAAUCUGAAUAUACAUUAUUCAUGGCCGGAUUAAAAGUAAAUAAAGAAAAUGCCAAGCUAUACAAUAAUGUGGGUCAUGCUUUAGAAGGUGAAGGAAAUUACCAGGAAGCACUAGCAUAUUUCCUCGAGGCUGUUCGUGCCCAAGAUGAUGAUAUUGGAGCUCAUAUCAAUGUUGGAAGGACAUACAACAAUCUUCAAAUGUAUAAUGAGGCGGAGGAAUCCUUUCGGAAGGCAAAAGCUUUGCUUCCUCGGCCCAAGUCUGGAGAGCCAUAUAAAGCAAGAAUUGCUCCAAAUCACUUGAAUGUCUUUCUCAACCUUGCUAAUUUAAUCUCUCGAAAUAAGAGUCGUUUGGAAGAGGCUGAUGCUCUUUACAGACAAGCUAUCAGUAUGAGGGCAGAUUACAUCCAAGCAUAUAUUAACAGAGGUGACAUUCUAAUCAAGUUAAAUAGAACACAAGAAGCUCAGGAAGUGUAUGAAAGAGCCCUGCAGUUUGACAGCAGCAAUCCUGAUAUUUAUUAUAAUCUGGGAGUGGUGUAUCUCGAACAGAGAAAAGCUACUCAAGCUAUGGUCUAUUUUAACAAAGCUCUGGCGAUUGACCCAAACCAUGAGCAAGCCCUCAUGAACUCAGCUGUGUUGAUUCAAGAAAGUGGGAACACUAGACUACGACAUAUUGCUUAUGAAAGAUUACAGCAUCUCUUAGAGAAAGGAAAGACUAAUGAAAGAGUCUACUUCAACCUUGGGAUGUUGGCUAUGGAUGAGAAACAUACUGCCAAAGCUGAAAUAUGGUUUAAAAAAGCCAUUCAGAUAAGAGAAGAUUUUCGCAGUGCACUUUUCAAUCUUGCUCUUCUGCUUUCGGAUUCUCAACGUCCACUUGAAGCUGUGCCUUUCCUCAAACAAUUAUUGAAGCAUCAUCCUGACCAUGUGAAAGGAUUAAUCCUACUAGGAGACAUCUACAUUAAUCAUAUGAAAGAUCUGGAAGCAGCAGAGAAGUGUUACAUCAAGAUUCUUCAGAUGGAUCCCAACAAUGUCCAGGCUAAACACAACUUGUGUGUGGUAUAUGUGGAGCGUGGGCAACUUGCUUUGGGUGAACACUGUCUCCAGGAAGUUGCCAGUCUGGCUCCAAAAGAAGAAUAUGUUCAGCGCCAUCUACAAAUUGUACGUGCAAGGCUACAAAAAACUCGCACUGGAAAUAAUAAGGGCAGUGCCUCUGGAAGUAAAGUUGUAAAACCUAAAACAAAACAUCAAAAUACAGCACUCCCAGGAAACCUCAUUGAUACUGAAACAUAUCAUGAUGACAAAAAUCGUGUCACAUCCGAGCUUUGAAUUGUUCCUACACAUUUCUAUUGGUGCUGUAGUGUGACUCAGAUGUAAAUAAUAAAAUCAGUAAUAUAUAUAUAUAUAACAUCGAAGAAAGUUAGUUUUAUGAAAGAGUCUUUCCUCUGUAAGAGUUAUUUUAUGUAUAGAGAAGAAUCAAGAUAGCAGGUAUUGAUACAAUAUUUAAGUCUCACUUAAUUUCAUUCUCCUACCAUAUCAAUUGAAAACAGGAAAAGUGUUCAAACAAGAAUUGUCUGUAUAUUUCUACAAUGUUUAAUAUCUGAACAUACACAAUAAUUGUACUUGAACCAAAAACAGAAAGAUUUUUUUACUGUAAAGAUUUCACAUAUUGUUGAGUAUUUAAAUUUUGUUUUGUACACAAAAUUUGAAAAUUUAUUUUAAAUAAAAGUUGUAUGCAUGGGAAUAUAAUAGAAAAACACAGUUAAUGUAUGAAAGGUUGUGCUGGAUUAAGGGUUAGUCACAUUGUUUCUACACCUUAUGUUUACUGCUAUGAAAUGACUAAAUUAUGUGAUAGGUAUCAAAAAAAUGUUUGAACCUGUAGGAAAACGGUUGUGUUUAAGGUAAUAUGAACAUGCAUUUAUAAUAAACUGUAAUUCAUAAUAGGUAUAAUAAUAGAAGGAAAAGGUGUUAUUGUACUUUUUACCUUCGUGCAGGUACUUCUGUGUGCUUCCGGACAACUAAAUUUAAAGAUCUUUUUAAAAAUGAUCUUCAGGGUUUUCUGUAGAAAAUAUGUUUGUUUGGUUUUAAUCCAUAGGCUGGUCUUCUGUGGAGGACAUACAGAAUUCGUCAAGGAAUCUUUAAAACUAGUGAUUACUACUGGUCAAGUUAAUUAUACUAUAGUUCUUGCAACUAAGAUAUAACAAGCUUAUUACUUAAAACUACUAUUGUAUUACAGUAAUAGCAGUAAGUCAUUAAACUUUCCAGUGUUCAAUUGCAAGUCAGAAAAAUUCUUUGACAAAUGGAAGUUAUAAAAAUGUGAAAGUAAAUUCUGAUCAGAUUUUUUUUUUGUAAAUUUAUAAUAGAAUAUUCAUUGCAAAUUGUAAAGUAAUUUUUAGUCUGGUUAGCUGUGUGCUCUCAGGAAUUUGAGUAAAUAGUUAGAGUACUGUAUAGAACAUCUGUGUUAGAACACUAGAUUAGAACAGGUUCUGAGAGUUCAAUUCAUGUCUUAUUUCCAAAUCUUGAUCUUAACUACAGUUUACAAUAACAUGUUGUAUCUAUGGGGUUUGAGCCUGGAAAAGGCCAGGUCAGUCAAACAAUGCAUUGAGCCUCUAUGUCAUAGAUUCUAUUUUUCAGUGUUCUAAUAGAUGAAAUGUACUGUAACAUGCAUGUAAUAUUUGUUAUCUGUAAAACCAUCUUUAUUUGUUACAGGUUGAGGCGUUUUUCUUUAGUACUUACCUAGUCAUCUAUUACUUACUUUUUAUUUUUUGAUUCAUUUGAAAAUCAAUAGUCAUUUAUCUGGGAUUCAAAAAAAAAAGGUUAGUACCCAGCUGAUUAAUACAGCUAAGCUUCUUGCUAGUUUAGAAUUGUAUGCAGCAUAUUUAUGUAGUGUAAUCUAUAAUGAAUUUAAAGUAUUCUUUUUUCUGUUUAUAAUCAUUGGUCCUAUUUGUGUUUCUGUUUAUAAAAAAAUAUAUAUAUUACUCUCACUGUUUAUGGAAACAGAACAUUCUAAAUCAUGGUGGCUUUCAACAUUUGUUUGUAAAACAAGAUGUUGGUUCCAACUUUUGAUAUAAAAAUUAACCUAGUAGUAAGUGUUCAAUUAUGUAUUUCCUACAUUAGUUUUUUCUUAACCCAGUUCACCCAUUAUUUUAGUCCUCUCACCUAUAUAUAUAGAUGCUUCUAAUCCCCUUAUCAUUCAUAACUUAGCACUUGUAUUUGCAAUUAUAUUCUUAGAUUUUUCAACCUUGAACGUGCCUAGGAAUUCUUUUUCCUGUGAUUAGUUAAAAGGCAGGUCAGCUUUCACAGUGAUAAAAUUGUAUCAGAAAGUAUUUAAGUCAAUUAUAAAAGACAUUUUACAGCUAUAAGAAAAGGUUUCUAAUAUGUUUGUAUAAUAUUUGAAAAAUGUGUGUGUGUGUAAUUUAUUUCCUGAAAAACAUUAUAAAUUAUCUUUGGAUUAAUAUUGUUUGUUCUUUGUUGUAGAACUUGGAAAACUAGAAAUUAAACAUGUACAUGAAUUUACAUUUAUGAUUUAUAAUUUCUCUUUGUUUUCUAAUUGAAAGGGGUUUUAAAUUAAUGAAUGGUGAACAAUUUAGAUUUGUUGCUGUAUAGUAAUUUUACAAUAUGAUUGUUUUUUGUUUCUUUUUUUUUUUGUAAACAAGUAUUUCCAUUUAUAAAAUGUAACUUAUGAAUAUUGUUUUUAUCAUGCUUCUGGAAAAACCUAGUUAAGAAAUAUUACUUAUUUGCCUGUAACUUGAUGUUGAGUAGAAAUUUUCAUCUCAUUAUGGUAAUACAAAAAAACACAAAAAGAAACAACUCAGCUUUGAUAAUAUAGGACUAAAACUUUAACAAACAACUCAGCUUUGAUAAUAUAGGACUAAUACCUUAACAAACAACUCAGCUUUGAUAAUAUAGGACUAAUACCUUAACAGACAACUCAGUUUUGAUAAUAUAGGACUAAUACCUUAACAAACAACUCAGUUUUGAUAAUAUAGGACUAAUACCUUAACAGACAACUUGGCUUUGAUAAUAUAGGACUAAAACCUUAACAAACAACUCAGCUUUGAUAAUAUAGGACUAAUACCUUAACAGACAACUCAGCUUUGAUAAUAUAGGACUAAUACCUUAACAGACAACUCAGCUUUGAUAAUAUAGGACUAAAAACCUUAAUAGACAACUCAGCUUUGAUAAUAUAGGACUAAAACCUUAACAGACAACUCAGCUUUGAUAAUAUAGGACUAAAACCUUAACAGACAACUCAGCUUUGAUAACAUAGGACUAAAACCUUAACAGACAACUCGGCUUCGAUGAUAUAGGACUAAAACCUUAACAGACAACUCGGCUUCGAUGAUAUAGGACUAAAACCUUAACAGACAACUCGGCUUUGAUGAUAUAGGACUAAAACCUUAACAGACAACUCGGCUUUGAUGAUAUAGGACUAAAACCUUAACAGACAACUCGGCUUUGAUAAUAUAGGACUAAAACCUUAACAGACAAGUCAGUUUUGGUAAUAUAGGACUAAAACCUUGUAAAGUACUUUGCACCCAGUUAACAUUUUAAGACUUAAAACAAUUCUAGUCUAAAAUCAUUUUUAAACCAUUACAAUCUAUUGACAAGAAGAUUCUUCCAAACGUUCAGAAGUUGUGUUCCUCAACCUCUGUUUUGUAAAGUAAGGGUUUUUUGAAAACAGUUCUCUGAUUAUACUUCAUAUGAUCACAGUUUCAUAAUAUGUUACUUCUAAAACUGAAUUUUUAAGCCUUGAAUAUUUAAUUUAGUCGACAGAAAGUUUGGUACAGUCCCAGACAUUUCUGUAGUCUUGAAAUAUCUGAGGCUGGCAUUGUUCAAGUAAUAAUGCUAACAGGUUCUACAUCAAAAAAAAGAUAUAACAUUUUAUUUUAUUUUAUAGGUGUAACAUCUGCCUAAUUUUGUGAGACAGUAAAAAAAUCAUUUAAUUACUUCUUAAGCUUAUGUGUGGACUUUGUUUAUCUGAGCUGUUAUACUUUUAGGAAAUGGUAACAAAUAAGUAAUUUAUUUAUAACAAAGGUUUUAAAAACAGUUUAUUUUCUAUUAUUACAGAAUUUUUUAAAGUCAAAAUUGACCAUUCUAGUUGUGAAUUUUUAUAGCAUAUUCAAUUUAAUAUGCCCAUCUUGUAUUAUAUGAAAACAGGAAGAUCCCGUUUGUCAAUGUAACUGGGACCAGAUCUGUAGUUCGUGUCCCCUGAAUUGAAUAUAGAGAUUAUAUAAUCUGAAAAGAAAACUUGUGUAAAUAUAUUGGUCAGUCGGUUUUGCAUAUUUGAAACUUUGUAUGUUUUUUUUUGUGCCAAAUGGGUAAAUAAAAGUUAUUUUUUAAUAUCUGUAA
Limulus polyphemus (Atlantic horseshoe crab) is the source of this 6787-nucleotide messenger RNA. RefSeq names its product transmembrane and TPR repeat-containing protein CG4050-like. Gene Ontology annotation, molecular function: mannosyltransferase activity; protein binding. Gene Ontology annotation, cellular component: endoplasmic reticulum. Gene Ontology annotation, biological process: protein O-linked glycosylation via mannose. Lineage: Eukaryota; Metazoa; Arthropoda; Merostomata; Xiphosura; Limulidae. The transcript is spliced from 21 exons. The record is from RefSeq and is a predicted model, not a curated record. Bases 155 to 2764 code for a protein of 869 amino acids.